AGUGUGUGGCAGCCCUGGGGGAGACAGGACCACAACAGCACCUCGCCCUGUCCUGCUCACCACAGCCAUGUCCCGAGCAGCUGCAGCACAGCUGGGAGAGCUCGAUGGCUCAGAAGAGGAGCUGGAGAGGGGGGCUGCACCGCGAGCGUGCUGCAGGCAGGAGAUGUGGAUUCCUAAGGGGAGGGAUGCAACUGCCUGCCUGGGGGACACCGAGGAGAUGAAGGUGAGGAAGAGGAGCAGGCCGGCGCGCUCCAAGGCCAGGAGGAUGGCAGCCAACGUGCGGGAGCGCAAGAGGAUCCUGGACUACAACCAAGCCUUCAACGCCCUGCGGCUGGUCCUUAAGCACGACCUUGGAGGCAAGAGGCUCUCCAAAAUCGCCACCCUCCGGAGAGCCAUCCACCGCAUCGCCGCUCUGUCCCUGUCCUUGCACUGCUGGCCCUGCACCCACUCCGAGUGCCGCAGGCAGGGAGUGCGGGACAGCCGCCUCGUGCCCCCCAGUGCUAUGGGUUAUGGCUGCUAUCCCUCCGAGAGCCAACUCCAUUGCUACGAGAGCCUGCAGGAGGAUCGCCCAGCAGCCAGCCCUGUGUUUUAUCCCGUGGGGAGCCAGCAGAAGCACACAAGCAACCCGCAAGCCAUCCCGCUUGCACCGCUCCCCUGGCAGCCGGGCGGGUUGCAGAGCUCUGGCUUCCAAUGCCUCCCCAUCCACUGAGCCACAGAGCGGGGAGGGCGAGGCAGUGCCGGGAAGGUAACAAAGCGGGGAGUGGGAUGGGACUCUGCGUGGGAGCGGUGGGACGUGGAGCUCAGCUGCAGAGCCCAGCAAAGCCUGGAAACUCAGAGCUGGGAGGCGUGGAGGAGGUUGCUUUCUGCUCGAGGAAGGGCCAGCUCUGCAGUUUCUUUUCUUGUGAGGUUUCUCUGCUGGAAAUGAUGACAAUUAUUUAUUCUCUUUUGCUUGCUUUGUGAGAAAACAUGACUUAAAAACCCGGUAUUGGGGCACUGGCUGUUACUGUGUGCGAGGUGGACAGAUGGUGCGUGUGGAUCACACUAAAGCCCCUGGCUCUGGUUCCAGCUGAUGAAUUAGGAGAGCAGGGGCUGGGAAAGGUUAACUUGGUUGUACUUUUAAUGCUAAGCCCAUUGGUGCACAUAUUGGUGCCCAUUCAGAUUUGUAAGCCUGGACCAGGAGGGAAGAGAGACAGAUGUCUGCCUUGGGAAAGCCCGUGCUUCCUCCUGGUGACUGCAAAGUGGC
Gallus gallus (chicken) is the source of this 1243-nucleotide messenger RNA. It is a transcript of the gene BHLHA9, whose product is annotated as basic helix-loop-helix family member a9. Bases 68 to 709 code for a protein of 213 amino acids. Gene Ontology annotation, biological process: regulation of transcription by RNA polymerase II; developmental process. Lineage: Eukaryota; Metazoa; Chordata; Aves; Galliformes; Phasianidae. Gene Ontology annotation, molecular function: protein dimerization activity; DNA-binding transcription factor activity, RNA polymerase II-specific; RNA polymerase II transcription regulatory region sequence-specific DNA binding. The record is from RefSeq and is a predicted model, not a curated record. The transcript has a single exon.